AUCAGUUCGAACUCGGGGUCCCGCUCCAGAGGUGAUGCCUCGGAUGUGAGCGGGACGCGACAGGAAUGCCGGUAGGGGAGAAAAAAAAAAAGAAAAAGAGGUGCACGGAAGGGAGGGAGAGCGGCCUUUUAUAGGGACAAGAGGGGGUCACUUUGGGGAAAGUUUGCAGAGAGGGACAAGCUACACGGUCCGGAACUGGACCACCACCAUGCCCACUAACGGCUGACGCAACAGAAAGUCCUCUCGCAUGCCAACAUUUGAAUACAGGCCCGCCUUAAAAGCGACCGGUUGGAUAUGACGUCCGCCAACCCCCCUUCCUCUCGUAGCUCCUCCCCCCAGAAGGUGUGCCACACUCAGACGCAGACGGACGUCUUCAAACCCCUGCUGGGCGGCGGUCUUUCCAACGCGGGCGCCACGUUGAGGAAGCGGCGGCGAGUGUUAUCCAAAGAUGGCCGCAGCAACAUCCGCAUCGAGCAUGUUAGCGGGCGGGGGUCUCUGUACAUGCGAGACCUGUGGACCACCUUUGUGGACAUGCAGUGGCGCUACAAGUUCUUCCUGUUCACCGCCACCUUUGCUGGGACCUGGUUCCUGUUCGGGGUGUUGUGGUACCUGCUGGCACUGGUGCACGGAGACCUGCUUGAGUUCGAGCCUUCGUCCAACCACACUCCGUGCGUGAUGCAGAUGCAGACGCUGACGGGCGCCUUCCUCUUCUCUCUGGAGUCGCAGACCACCAUUGGCUACGGUUUCCGCUGCAUCACCGAGCAGUGUCCAGUCGCUAUCGUCCUGCUCAUCAUCCAGCUGCUCAUCACCACGCUCAUGGAGAUCUUCAUCACCGGCACCUUCCUGGCCAAGGUUGCACGUCCGAAGAAGCGAGGCGAGACGGUCAAGUUUAGCCAGCACGCCGUGGUGUCAACACAGGAGGGCCGACCCUGCCUCAUGAUCAGGGUGGCCAACAUGCGCAAGAGCCUCCUGCUCGGCUGUCAGGUGACAGGUAAGCUGCUCCAGUCGUCUCUGACCAAGGAGAGCGAGACGGUCCGCCUGGACCAGAGGAACGUGGCCUUCCAGGUGGACACGUCCAGCGACAGUCCCUUCCUCAUCCUGCCGCUCACCUUCUACCACGUCAUCGACGACGACAGCCCCCUCAGGGCCUGGGCCGCCAAGGGCGGCGGCUGGACUGAUCCGGAGUUGGCAGACUUUGAAUUGCUGGUCAUCCUCAGCGCGACAGUGGAGCCCACGUCAGCCACCUGCCAGGUCCGCACCUCCUACCUACCUGACGAGAUCCUUUGGGGUUACGAGUUCCCGCCAGUGGUCUCCCUGUCGCCAUCGGGCAAAUAUGUGGCCGACUUUGCCUUUUUCGACAAAGUGGCCAAAAGCAAUGUGGCGCCCGUCUUCAAGGCGUCGGGGGGCCCGCGACACGGUUACCAGAGCAACGGCAGCGGGAUGCUUCCCGACGGGUCAGACCCGGAGAAGGUCCGCCUGGAGCAAAGCUACCGGGAGGAGCGGGGCCGUGUCAGCGUUCGUAUCAGCAACGUGUGAAGACCUGAACGAGACUUGUUUGUUUUUUGGACUGGGGUGCGGUCCACCUCACAAAACCUGAGCGGAAACUCAGCAAAAUCAAAUAGAACUGAGGAAAGAAUAAGCCGGCGGGAGGUGGCAGAGGUUCUUUUAAAGGAACAAAUGUAUAUAGUCUAAACUCCACAUUUUCAUCUUUUGGAGGUGUCUCAAUACCUUUGUCCGAAUUCCACAUUUUAUUAACUUGUCAGUUUCAGUAGGUGUCCCAAUUCUUUUGUCCAAACUCCACAUUUUCCCUUCCUGUAGGUGCGCCAAUACUUUUGCCCAAACCCCACGUUUAACUUCCUUUAGGUGUCCCAAUACUUUUGCCCAAACACCCCCCACCCCAGGGAGGUGUCCUAAUACUUUAGUACAACUUUCUGUUAAGUCCUAAUAAUUUUGGCCACAUUGUCUUUCCUUUUUCCACUUCCUGAAGGUGUCCCAAUACUUUGGUCCAAACUUCACAUUUUCCCUUUUCAUAGGCGUCUUCAACACUGCCUUUUGGGUACGCUUUUUCGUGGGCCCUGUUCCACAAGUGACCUAUUUCAGGCUUCUGAUUGGCCAAAAAGGGCCUCACGGUUCUGGCACAAUGCGCCCCCUGUAGUGGUGGCAUGAACUUGCAAAUGCCUUUUAAUGUGGACAGGAAAGGAUUAUUAGGGCCACACAGAAAAAAAAAUAUAUAGUGAGAAGAAAUACUUUUAUUGCGACAAUAAAGUAAUUUAGUUCAGAAAACCUAAUUUAAAAAUGUUAACAUAACUAUUUAAGAAAAAAAGUCUUAAUAUUAGACGAAUAGUCAUUUUUGGGGGGAACUAAGUAGUGACCUUUUUUGUUUAAGUACGAUUGUUUUUUUAAUUAGAUGAGAAUAAAGUUGUAUUUUAUUGGAAAAUAUUUUUGUAGGAUUUUUUUUAAAGGGAAAAAAUUGUAAUCUCAUGAGAAUAGAGCUUUAAAUUUUUGGAUGAAAAACGUUUUUUGUUUAAAAAGUUAGACAUUGUACAUUAUUUUUUUAAACUUAGUAGAAUAAAGUUAUAUUUUUGUGAAAACAGUUAUAUUUUUACAUUUAAUGAGUCAUAAUAGUACAAGAAAAAAUUGUCUAUUUAGAGACUUUAAAAUUGUAUUUUCUAAAAAAGGUCAUAACCUCACGAUAAUAAAGUCAAUAUUUUUAUAAAAAGAUAUUUUUUCAAGAAAAAAAUACCUUUUUACAGUCUUAUUUUUUUGAAAAAGUUCGAAUAUUACAAAAAUGUUUUAUUUUUGUAGAAAAAGUUGAUUAAUUUUCAUUAUUUUAUAUUAUUAUUCUUUUGUAAUAUAAUGAGAAUACAUUCGAGAAUAUAGCUGUGCCUUGAGAUAGGAGUUCACUUUGUGUCGUGAACAUGCUUGUAUCUCAAAAGAGUCAUUUCUUAAAUCAUUAUUCCCCAUUGAAAGAAAUGGAAAAGAUAUGAAUCUGCUCUAGCACACCCCAAAAAAACACCAAAAUGCAUUUUUAAAAAAAAAUUUUAAUCCUAAAACUUGCACUCAAUAAUAUUAUACUGUAUAUGUAUGGUGUAUUUUCUCCCCACAUAACCAGCAAACAUGGAAAAUGUGAGCACAAAACACAACUGUAUCUAAAGUUUUGUCCUUCCCUGUUCUUUUUCUGUGGAGCGUAUCGGCAGUUGUCAAAUCUGCUCAAUGGUGCAUUAGUACCACCAACUAAUACAUAUUGUCCUUCCACUGCAAAGAACCCAGUGUGAAUUGAUGGUGGCCGGAUGUUGUGAAGUUUGCUGCAGCCAUCUAGCGGCGGAGGUCUGUAGCUACUCUUAGCCAAUUUUCUGCUUGAAUCACAAGACAAAGAAAUUGGCCAAGCAAACGCCUAUAUCUCAACAUACUUGUAAGUCAAGGCGCUCGUAUCUCAAGGCAGCACUGUACUCUAUUGUAUUUAUGAUUUUACAAUUGUCUUAAAAUUCCUACACAAAUACCACUUUUGUCUUAAAAAACAAACAAACAAACAAACAAAAAAUACAAAAUAAGCCUUAUUCUAAAAAGAAUAGAUAGAUUCUCAGUCAUCCAGGUCAUGAUAAUCUGCAAAGGUUGAAUCAAGGCAACUGGACUGUUGUUUGUUGAAGACGUUUCAUCUUAAAUCUAAAUUCCCCGUGUGCAAUCAUCUCUCCCCAAAAUGAUCACCUCAUUCAAUGGGUAGAGUGGCCCUAAUGAGCCGUUUUGCCACAAGAAUCAGAAUCAGAAUCAGAACCAUCUUUAUUUGCCAAGUAUGUCCAAAACACACAAGGAAUUUGUCUCCGGUAGUUGGAGCCGCUCUAGUACAACAGACAGUCAAUUUACAGAACACUUUGGAGACAUAAAGACAUUGACAAAAAACAACAACAAACAACAAUUGUGCAAAAAGAUGCAGAGUCCUCAGUUCGAAUGGCUAAUAUCGCAAUAGUCCGGUGCAAUGACCAUUGUGCAAAGGGCACUGAGACUUCAAGGAGUGUAUGCGGUUUAAAGUGACGAGUAGUGCGAUAAUCUGGGACAAUGUUGGUUGUGCAAAUGUUACAGAUACUCCUCAAUCAGUGUGCAAAUGGAGCAGAUGCUACUCUGGCAUGAGUGGCCAGUAUAUGCAAAUAGUGCAGCACGGCGAGACAACUACAGUGAGUGCACGAGUAAUACAUAAUUGGCCCCACAGAAAUGUGACAACGAACUCAAGUCAAAAAAUUGCCAGCUUGUUGUAAUGGAAUUAUAAGUUAGCUGUUUAAGAAGUUGAUUGCAAGAGGGAAGAAGCUGUUGGAAUGUCUACUAGUUCUAGUUUGCAUUGAUCGGUAGCGCCUACCUGAGGGAAGGAGCUGGAAGAGCUGGUGACCGGGGUGGGGAGGGUCUGAGAGGAUUUUGCAUGCCCUUGUCUUAGUUCUGGCAGCGUGCAAGUCCUCAAGGGUGGGUAGGGGGGUACCGACAAUCCUUUCAGCAAUUACAGUGAAUUACUGAUUGGUGUGCAGGACGGCCGUUUCACUAACCACACCAGGCAACGACAACGCCCCGUCGCUGACCAACCCACAAAUACUGAGCCUCCACACUGGAAAUUGAGAACCGAGGAAGGAUUUGGGAUUAAAGGUGGAAAGUCUUAUACAAACUGGAACAGUCAAGUUCCUUUGAUUCACCUUUUGAGAAUCUAAAAGGAGUCCUGCGAAAAUGGUAUGGUAUAUUACUUCUUCUAAACAAAAAUUAAUACAACCUUAUUCCUGUAAGAUUGCAACUUUAUUCUUGUCUUAUAAAAAGGAAUUUUCUUUUCAGUGUGGCCUUAACACUGCUUGGUAUUUUUGUAUCGUGAAAUAGGGGGUAGUUUUUUUUUCUUAUUUCUUUUUGAAUAUCUGUAUUUGUGUACAUGGCCACUUAACAUCAGGGGGAAAAAAAAUCAGUAUGUUAGGAAAUCUAACAUAAGACACCAUUAUACAGCCUAACCCAUCAUGUGGUGUUUUCCACGAGACAAUACUGCAUGUGUGUUGUUCUCGGAGACGAUGAGCUGGCGGCGUUCUGUGGAAAAUUCAAAUCUUGACAGUGGUGAACAACGGUUCACUUGACUCAAAAAACCCCCACCCACAAUUUCCCCCGAUACCUGUCACUUGUUUCCUGUUUGUUUUCAGGCGUACAUGCAGUGUUAAAGUGUUCACUUUGUAUUGCACAUUUAAUAUGUAUUUUAUAUAUAUAUAUAUAUAUAUAUAUAUAUAUAUAUAUAUAUAUAUAUAUAUAUAUAUAUAUAUAUAUAGCGAAAACACUAUUUUGGAGACAACCCACCAGUCAAAAGGAUGUUGCACCUGACACUCGGUGGCCAUAACAUACAAUAGCUUUUAGGUAGAAAUUGGCUUGGUGGCACCCCUCUGAAUUUGUGUGAAAAUUCAGCCCUGAAAGCUAGUUUCCGUCAGCAACAUGAAAUUUAAUAGUAAUGUCUAUCAUGAGUAAAACCACAAAAAGAGUCCAUGUCUGAAAAGACAAGGUAAGUCUGCUAUUUUGGUUUUUGGAUCAGCCACUUUUGGCUAAUUUCGACCAUUUGCAGGGGCUUCUUCGAAGGCGAAUUCCAUCAAGGGAUUUUUUUUUUACUACAAAAUUUGGACCUUGUAUACUAGACAGAUGGACAAUGCUAAAUUGCUAAGGAUUUAAGUGUGAGCGGAGUUUUGUUUGGGUUAAGGUUGAGUUCAGUGUUGGCGGAUCAUGGUGGUGAAAUUUGAUGACUCGCCAUAACACACAAACCCUAAUAGCGUAUGCAAUUUUGGAAAAUGACACCCCCGAAGCCACUUCUCCUUUGCAAUGUGAAAUUAGCAACGUCUAUCACGAGUAGACCCACAAAAUGUCUCAAGAAGCAGUGCCCACAAAGACAGGGUUAAAGUUGCGUGUAGGUGGAGCUUGGCAGCGAAAUUUGAUGACUUGCCAUGAAACACAAAACACUAGCAAUUAUAAUAAUUUUGCAUGAAAUUUUGGAAAAUACAGUCCCCAAAGGCAGUUUCUGUUAGCAAUAUGAAAUUUAAUAGGAAUGUGUAUCAUGAGCAGACCCUCAAAAAAGUCUCUUGGAGCCAUGUCUGAAAAGACAGGAAGUCUGCUGUUUUGUUUUAAGCAUCUUUGGGUCAAUUUCACCGUUUCCAGGGGCUUCUUCAAAAGUGAACUCAAGCGAAAAGUAUUUGUCAAAUUGCUACCAGAUUAGAACCACGUAUACUAGACAGAUGUAAUACGUUAAAUGACUAAGGAUUUGAGUUUUCUCUGCAUGUGGGUGGAGCGUGGCAUCGAAAUUUGAGGAUUCACCAUGAAAUACAAACUAAGAACCUAUCGCUACUCGAAGCUUUAAUUCUUAUUGUCUCAUAAAGAGGCCAGUGAGUGGACGGUGCUCAUCACAUUGCAUUAAUUGAGAAAGUGUGAUCAGUUUGUACAGAAUGUUUUUAUAAACCAUUCCUGACAUUUCAUUUUGAGUCCAGACACUGCUGAUGUGUAAUGUUAAUACUGUAAGCAAUAAAGUCACACCCUAACACAAACCCCCAGGCUGCUAGUGGUAAUAUUGGUUUAAAUAGAGGUGAGACCAGUGUAAGCAAAUGUGAAUAAAAGUUUAUCAAGCUG
Phyllopteryx taeniolatus (common seadragon) is the source of this 6615-nucleotide messenger RNA. Its product is annotated as ATP-sensitive inward rectifier potassium channel 10-like. Gene Ontology annotation, molecular function: inward rectifier potassium channel activity. Gene Ontology annotation, biological process: potassium ion import across plasma membrane; regulation of monoatomic ion transmembrane transport. The record is from RefSeq and is a predicted model, not a curated record. Lineage: Eukaryota; Metazoa; Chordata; Actinopteri; Syngnathiformes; Syngnathidae. The coding region runs from base 295 to 1536 and encodes 413 amino acids. Gene Ontology annotation, cellular component: plasma membrane. The transcript is spliced from 7 exons.